Symbiodinium natans is the source of this 2283-nucleotide messenger RNA. NCBI's taxonomy places the organism in Eukaryota, Dinophyceae, Suessiales, Symbiodiniaceae. The record is from the annotation of a GenBank genome assembly.
AUGUCAUGGCUGCCACACUGCCUGCGGCCCUGGCUGCUUCCGGCACUCGUCUACCCGGCUUCCGGAUGGUCAGGCACCGGCCACCUGCACGUGGCGAUGGUGGCGCAGCAGGUCCUCAGAGACUCGAGCAGGAUGCAGGUGCGAGACCUGCUUCAUGGCGACCUCGUGGAUUUCGCCCACUACGAGCAGAAGCUCCACGCACAGUCCGCGUCUCCCAACAUCGCUUCCUGCCACUUCCACUCGCAGACGCCGGAAUGGCAAUGCGAGGAAGGCAUCGGCAUCAAGGGCCAGGUCCAUUGUGAUGGCUCUGAAAGCAGCUACUUUUCGCUGCUUUGUGCGCUCGCGCACACCUUCGAGAAGUUUGCGCAUGAUGUGCUCCUGGUGGAGUUCCCAAAGACGGACUUCAUCAGGAUGCCAGCAGGCAAGGCGAAGGCGGCCAACUUUUGGGCCGACUUCGCGGCACACCCUGAGAUGAGCGCAUACGCGGACAUGCUAAAGUCGCCCGAAGAUGAGCUCCGGUGGCUGGCGAUCUUUCUUGGCGACAUGCACCAGCCCCUCCACUGGCUUCGUGGCGCGCACGACUAUGGCCGGAAUCUGACCAUCCUUCACGACGGCAAGGAGCACAGCCUCUUCGACUUCUGGGAGGAGGUGUUGCCACUGCAGUUCCAUAUGCACAACUUCCAGGGAGAUGCAGACAGGUUAAAGCGCAGCCAGAAGCUGGAGCCCUUCAACCACCACCCCAACGAUGUUUUUGCGGAUUGGGGCUGCUUGGCUUUCUCAAGGCCCGCAUACGGCAGCAACAGCUAUCUCAUCUUCGAUCUCGCCCUGAGGAGCGACUCGUCCGUUGUCUUGGCUGAGUGCGUUCACAGGGUGGACAAGAUGGCGAUGCCUCACUGGGUGCGGGUGGCGUCAGUGCUUGCUGUCAUUGCAAGAGUCUUGCAGGGCAGCGGACACACGGACUUUGUGCAACCAUCGUUGCCCCCCAGGUUGCCUCUACAUGCGCACGUGAGGCCAAAGCAGAAGAUGGGCAAAGGGAGGAGUGGGGCUCCCAAGAUUUGGCAACACCCGGGGCGCAGCAGUCGCACAGCACGUCGCUUUUGGUGGCUACUUGAGCUGCCAGUGGUCACAGAAGCCACGGCCUUGGUAGUGGAAGCUACAUCCGCGUUUGCUUCAGCAACGGAGGGGUGCCUGGGGCUUGGUGCUCUCAGUGCAGACAUCAUUGGUGGGUUCGCUGAAUGCGGCAUCGCUAGUGAAGUUGCUGCUGGCUUUGAGCUUCCUUCCUUUCUCACGCCUGUAGUCGAGGCUGCAGUUGGAGCCGUUGAGGCAGACUGGUUGGCUGCGAUUGGGGCAAAUGUCUUGGGUCGCGUGGAGACAGGUGCGCUUGCUGAUGCUGCAGUUGCCAAGUUGGAGAGCAGCGGGGCAGGCGCCAUGAUUGCCUUGUCUGAGGAGAAACAGGUGGAAUUCGCCUGUGGGAUCUUGUCCCGAGUUCCACCAGCAAAAGUGGCUGAGUUUCUACAAGCAAUGCUGCUGAAAGUGGCUCAAAACCCAAGCCUCUUGUCCCAGAUGGAAGCAGGUUCACCCAAACUUUUGCUCACCAUUUGUCAAGAGUCGCCUCAAGCACGAGAGGUUUUCCUCAUUCUGCUGCAGAAAGUGGCAACGACAGCAUCGCCUGCGUUGCUGGUGUGGCUUGCAAAACUUGCCGUGGAAGCUAUCCCUGCUGAGCAACUGUUGGCUCCUGUCGUGGGAACUCCAAUCGUCGAAACCUUACUAGCUUCUUUGCCGCCAGAAAACCUGGUCGAACUGGGGAGGUGGCUCGUUACUGAGGCCUCUGAGCCAGUGCUGCGGCAAGUGUGGCCGCUGUUCCUUUCCCAAGCACCUCCUGAGGUUCUAUCCAGCAUCCUCCAAAGCUCACCAGAGGCCUGGGGCGUCUUGACAAAGACUGCAUCUGAGGUAGCCAGGGAGGCUGCGGAGAGUGCCCUACAGAUGCCAGGCCUCGCAGUGAAACUUCCACCAGUGGAUGAGUAUGACCUUCAGAUGCUUGUGGGUUCCGCCUUUUUGACUCUGGAGAAUAGCACAAGAGUGGGGCGCAAUGCCACGGCGCCGAAAGGGCAGAGCAAUGCAGGUGUGAUCAAAGGUGGUGGCAAAGUUGUGGUAGGUCUUCUGGCAAGUCUGGCAUUGAAACAAGCUGCCUUUUGCGUCGGCCUGGGUCAGUUCCCAUUCUUGUGGGUCUUUGGCUUGGGGGCUAGUUCUGUGGCCAGAGAGAUCUACGAGCAAAACCUGUGA